Tachysurus vachellii is the source of this 3908-nucleotide messenger RNA. It is a transcript of the gene rin1b, whose product is annotated as Ras and Rab interactor 1b. The record is from RefSeq and is a predicted model, not a curated record. Gene Ontology annotation, molecular function: small GTPase binding; guanyl-nucleotide exchange factor activity. Gene Ontology annotation, biological process: vesicle-mediated transport. Lineage: Eukaryota; Metazoa; Chordata; Actinopteri; Siluriformes; Bagridae. Gene Ontology annotation, cellular component: cytosol; endocytic vesicle. The transcript is spliced from 13 exons. The coding region runs from base 371 to 2644 and encodes 757 amino acids.
GCGAGUAACAGGCAGAAGCGGGUGUGAGGAGUUCAGUGGGCGAAUCACCGACUGAAUCAUAUCAGCAAGAUGAAUUCUGGGACUCGUGUCUUUUCUAAUGACAUCUGGUAAGAAUAAGCAGAAGAUAUGAUAUGUGGGUACGAGCUGCGCUGAGCCACUGAUGCCAUGCUGAACUUCAGAAGAGGAGCAGCUGAGAAAUAGAGGGGAAAAAAGUGAUCAUGACCCACAUAAAGAUGGCAUGUGAAUACCCUUGAAUGUGGCCAGAGCCCCUUCUAUAUUUACUGCUCACAUUCUAUACUCCGAGUCCAACAGUCUCCAAUACUGAGGCUCUGGAUUAACUGUCUCUACUGAACAGACCUCAUGCAAAGUGAUGGAUGACUGUCUUCAGGGGAGUCUGAGUGUUUUGGACCGCCUCCUUCUCACACACUCCAUCUGGCUCCAGCUGUCAAUCAACCCGGACUCUGCCCUCUGCAUCCUGCAGAGAGAGAUUGUUGGGACUUUUCUGGUGUCCAAGUGUACAGUCACUCAGAGGAAAGUGCUGUGUGUGAGGGUUCAGGAGAGCAAUGUGUGUGUUGCACAAUAUCCCAUUCGGGAGGAAGACUCCACUUUCUCUCUGGAGAGCUCAGCCCUGAGUUUUCCUGAUUUGUGCAGAUUAGUGGCCUUUUACUGCAUUAGCAGGGAUGUGUUGCCUUUCCCACUUGAGCUUCCUGAAGCUAUCGCACAGGCCACCAACCACACACAGCUAGAGAACAUCUCACACCUUGGUUUGGAGUUCUGGAGUUCUCAGGCGUCCCCUGCCCCCCCUAACGGCCCUCCUGCGGUAUCUGUGAACUGGUCAUCCAGGCCGCGAUCACCAUGUUUCAUCAACCCCCUCUUCCUGCAGCCAUCCCAGCCAAGUCGAGAAGCUUCACACAAACGCCACAGAUUGAAACGCAGUCUGCGAGUCCGCGUGUCCACCGAAUCGUCGUUCUGCCUGACCCCCGGAGACUCGGAGUGGAGCCAGGGUGACACGGACGUGCUGACGAGCAACGAGAGGACGACACGGAGGGCAGGGGGUCUGAGCAUGCUGAGAAGGACUCCUGCUCUGGUACCUACCUCAGAAGAAGAGGAUGAGCAGAUGCUGGGAGAGGUGCCUCCAACAUCAGCCCCACAGCCAGAUAAAGCAGAGCUUAAAGACAUACAGCAGGACGAGGGGCUCUGCUUGUCACUGGAGCGACGUCAUGCUCCUUCUCUCGCUGAACUGGACAGCAACAGUUCCUUCAGCAGCCUGGAAGAGGAUGAGUCGCAGUCGGAUUCAGCCCUGCAGUGGCCUCCCCUUACGCGGGGAACCCGAUUCCCUGUCGCCAACCCUGCCUCCACCCUACGCCGCAUGAGUGCUGCGUUCGUGUGUGUUUUUGCUCCUGAGCGCCGUGUAGCCCGGCUGGUUGAAGAGCUGUCCCGAGACAGGCGAUCUGCAUUUGGAUCACUGGUCCAAGAUUUUUUAAUACAACAGAAGGAAGAAAUGAAGGUGCGGAGUUGGAGCUCGGCCGUGGAGCUGCUCCAGGGUUUGAGGAGGUUCCUUUCCCAGGCCAAGAGUUUGCUCCUGGAGGCUGGAGAACUGGAACCUCCCAUAGAGACCCUGGUGCCUGAGAAUGAGAAAGAGCUGGCGUUGGAGAAGGCAUUGUUUGGUUGUGUACUGAAACCUCUGAAAGUUCAGCUGGGCCAGAUACUGCUAUCCCUCCACACGCAGGAUGGCUCUCUCCAGAGAUUCACAAACAGUCUGCAGGCCUAUCAGGAGGGGGCGCUGCAGCGCCUGGGUGUACGCGUGGAGGUCGUAGAUGCUCAAGGUGUGGAGAGAGCGAAGAAAAAGCUCACUCUAAUGCAGAGAAGCCACUCGCCUAUAGACAAAGUGCUGCUUCUGCUACAGGUGUGCAAGAGUGUGUACAAGGCCAUGGGAGUGCAGCCUGAACAGGAAUUCAGUUCGGAGGAUUUCCUUCCUGCUCUGUCCUACGUGGUUGUUCAGUGUAACAUCCCACAACUGCUCCUGGAGACAGAGUACAUGAUGGAGCUGCUGGAGUCGUCAUGGCUGUCAGGAGAAGGUGGGUACUACUUGACAAGCAUCUACGCCAGCCUGUGCCUAAUCCAGAGCCAGCCUGGUACCCCGUGUCCUGGUGGUUUGACCAAUGAGGCCCAGGAGACUCUGAGAGAAUGGAGCAAGAGACGAUCCCAGGAGGCCAAACUCCAUAAAGAGAACCAGCAGAAUCAGAGGUUUGUGCGUAUUCUUUUCCAGAACACUGAGUGUUGUGCAGCCCGUAGUCUUCAAUGGAAAGCAGGCGAGAGCGUGGAAGUGUUAACCCGAACCUGCGCAGAGGUGUUUACUGUAAACGAGCCACAGCAUUAUUGUCUGUUCUGGAGGAAUGGAGGUGAGAUGCAUCCUGUUCCUCUACACACACAGCCUCAUGAGCUGGGUGUCCCCACCCUAUCCUACCUCCGCAAAGAUCACGAUUUCAGCAAGAUGCGCAGGCUGACCAGAGGUGGCGCUGUGGACCUUGAAGAGUCUGCAUGUGAGGAGCAAGAACUGAUGGUCAUUAAGUUUCCACGUUUCCAUGUCAGUGCGCCUCUGAAGAUACAGAAAGCUCACAACCUAAAGGUGAAAGUUCACUAAAUGGGGAACUUGGUAAUAAUGCUUAAAGCAAUAGUUGCCAGUAAAGGGAUCACGAACUAGCCUACUUUUGAAUCACCUGCUACACAAAAUAUAAAUCCUUCAUGUGUAGUCUAGUUGUCUUUGAGAGUGGUUGCCAAGAUUCACUGCUGAAUUAAUCAAUACCAAAGUGUUGAACAUGAUUCCUUAAUACAGCAUCUUUUUUAACAGGUGGAUGAAUAUAUAAGUAUAUAUAUAUAAAUAUAUGUAUAUUAUGUACAUUUAAAUGUACGCAUCUGAGAUGCCCCAAGUGUCAGUAUUCUAUAGAGUCAGUAAAAAAAAUAGGCUCUUUCAACUGUAUUGUAGUGCUUUAAUAUAUAUUUAGGAGAAAACAAAACAUUUCCGGGCUUGUAAAUAGAUAUUUCCAGUGUUUUGAGGUUGUCUCUGGUAUCAUUUUAAACAGUAAACUGGAAAAUUGUACUGUAUUUUUGAGCUCCUUUAUUUCUGCUCAGUCCUGACCGAAUGAAAAAACGUCAAACCUGAAAGACUUGGGUACAUUGCAUUGUGUUUGAAUUGUGUAAAUAAUCUCCAAGAUGAUUCUGCUUAUUUUAUUUAUUUAUUUAUUUAUUUUGUUAUGGUGAAUUUUCCAGUCGUUCCUUUCUGCAGAUGUGGCUGGACCGUGCAGCUGUACCGUGUUGCAUUCGCUGAAUGUGCUUUAAUGGUAACACCCCAUGGUGCGUUAAGUGAUCACAUACACAUGCUAUAUGGAUUGACUGGUUUUCGCUGUGUGAACUGACCGUCUUAUCCUAUUUUACUGGAUCUCACGCAGACGCUGAACUUUGUAACACUUUAUUGCCAUGAUGUAUUGUAUGACCUUAUUCUACUUAAGUAUUCAUUUAAUUUUAGUGAGGAACAUUUCAACAAUUAUUGCAAAUGGACUUGAUAUUUGGAAUGACGUGUUUGAAAUAUUUGAUCUCUGCAUGCAGCCAGUUGUAACCAGGUGUCGCCGAUAUCAUAUUGCGCAUGUUUGAAGUGCAAAUCUUAGCUUUUUUUUCUCCUCAUUGCACUGGAAUGAAUGUGCUGUAUUUUUCUUCGGUAACAAAUAACAUUAAAUCUUUGUGGAUGCUAAGAGAUAAAGAGCUGUUUUACUUUCUUUUAUUAUGGACACUCGGGCAAGAUUGUGGAGAUUUGCAGGAGUUUAGUUCAACUUUAUUGUGUACACUGAUGUUGUAUUUCUGUUGUUGUUUAAUGCCACUGUAGUGGAGAAUAAUGAGGUUAAUGCAGAAGU